Molecule: messenger RNA, 900 nt
Organism: Gigantopelta aegis
Lineage: Eukaryota; Metazoa; Mollusca; Gastropoda; Neomphalida; Peltospiridae
Product: annexin A7-like
Exons: 6
Coding region: 155-724 (189 amino acids)
Source: RefSeq, a predicted model, not a curated record
AUACAAUAAUACAUUAUGUUGUAUGGGUCAAAAUAGAUUGGUGCUCAAAUGUCUGGGAUUAAUCUAGAACUAAUCUAGGACUUGUCGAUACGAAAGCUUAUCGUGUAGGCCGGCAUAUUAUGACUCACAUUCCUUGAACAGCUGACAUCAGAUAAUGGGGAAGAGCAGUUCAAGUUCUGACUCGUCCGAUUACGAGUGGAAACACCUUCCCAAGAAAGAGAAGAAACGCCUCAAGAAGUUGAAGAAAAAAGCCAAGAAGUCUGGACACUAUUACCGAGGAUGUGUUGGACCUCAAGGUUAUGUUCCUGGGUUUCCAGACCCUAACCUAGCAUAUGGUGGGAAGCAUGAUAAACACGAUAAACAUGGAAAACAUGGGAAACAUGGUGGAGGCAUGGCAUAUCCCCCGGGAGCCGGCUACCCCGCCCCACCAAACCCUUCUUACCCACAGCCUGGAUAUGCUCCACCCCCUGGUAGCUAUGCCCCACCCCCUGGUGGCUAUCCAGCUGGUGCACCACCACAUGGAGGAGUGUACCCUGCAGGGCAGCACCCCCAUCAAGGCUUCACUGCCCCUGGACAGGCACCACCCCCUGGUUCCUAUCCACCACCACAGGGUGGAUACCCACCACAGCAAGGAGGCUAUCCACCACCACAAGGGGGGUAUCCACCCCCACAAGGCGGGUAUCCAUCGAAUUACCCUGGCGCCCCUCCGCCCCAUCCCUACUGAAGAGGAAUUAUACGUGUAGUUCAGUUACUGGAAUUCAUCGGCAAGCUGUGAUUCCUAGCAAUCUUCCUAUCUGUAUUAUAUAUCACAUAAUUAUUAACAUGAUGCAAUUACACAUAAUUUUUAUGAUUUUGAUGAUAUUACUUUUCAGUGCCUGUUUUUAGGGUACCGGGUAUACU